Molecule: messenger RNA, 1461 nt
Organism: Chironomus riparius
Lineage: Eukaryota; Metazoa; Arthropoda; Insecta; Diptera; Chironomidae
Source: the annotation of a GenBank genome assembly
AUGAAAAGGAUUAAAAAACAGCAAAUUGGAUAUUUUUUGCAUAUUUUUUUCUCCCUUACAAUUCUCUUUUCUCGGCAACAUUUUGUGUCUGGAAAAUCGAUAGACAAUAGUCUGACACAAAAUUAUCAACCUUUAGAAUAUGAAAAUCCCUCAUCACUUCCUAAAUUCAUAUCAAGAGGACAAUCCUAUCGAGCUGUAAUAGAUGAUACAAUAGUUUUGCCAUGUGCAACACAAGAUUUAGGUAGUAACAUUUUAUUAUGGCGUCGAGGCAGUUCUGUUGUGACUGCAUCAAAUUUGAUGAUAACACGCGAUCCACGCUUCCGUUUACUCGACGAAUAUAGUUUACAAAUUAAAGGCGUUCGGCCACAAGAUGCCGGUGACUAUAUAUGCCAAAUAGGAGAUGCCGAAAAUAGAGACUUAGUGCAUACAGUAGAAAUAUUAGUGCCACCAACAGUGAGAGCUCAUCCAGAGACGGGACAUGUGACUGCACGAAAGGGUAGCUCCGUAACAUUAGAGUGUAAGGCAUCAGGAAAUCCCGUUCCGAAUGUACACUGGAUUCGAGUCACAAAACGAGAACAUCUCUCAGAUGCUCCACGACUUUCAGAAGGUCCAACAUUAACGUUGGAGCACGUGGAAAGAAAAUCAAGUGGAAUUUAUCGCUGUGUAGCUGACAAUGGUGUACGAGAUCCAGUUUCCAUAGAUAUGCAGCUAACAGUGUUGAGUCCACCGGAGUUGGAAACAGAAAGAGCAUGGGUGCAUGCUGGGGAAGGUCACGAAGCACAGCUUGUAUGCAUUGUUCAUGGUGAAGCCAAUCCAGAGUUAAUGUGGUAUCAAGACUCUUUCCUACUCGAUCCAACUGACAGACGAACAAUGGAUUCUCGUGGAGAUCGUCAUAUUCUUACAAUAAGAAACAUUCAGCAGUCUGAUUUUGGAAAUUACAGCUGUGUUGCUGACAAUGCAUUAGGACGAGCAAAAAAAUAUAUUGAAGUCUCGGGAAGGCCGGGACCAGCACAAUUUCAUUCUCCACUCUAUAGUCGCUCGCGGGACGUUUAUAAUCUCACGUGGAGUAUAGAAAGUAUUCCCAAAUUAGAAGAGAUUCGUAUUUUGUACAGAAAAUUGAUGAUGAAUGAAACUUAUCAACAGCCUGGGAGAUGGCAUGAAUUGGUUUUGACACCGCCUCAUACUCGACAGGAGACUCCUCAUCAUUUCAUGACAUAUACAAUAAGAGGCUUAGAAAACAAUUCCGUUUAUGAAGCAAUUGUUCAAGCUAAAAAUCAAUAUGGGUGGAAUGAGGUUAGUGAUAUUUAUCAGUUUUAUACCCAAAGUAAUAACUUAAUGAUGACCGAGGAAGAAGUUGAAAUGGCCGUGCAGUCGGAAUUCUCUGUUGGAAAUAGACUACAAUUAAGCACUUCCAUAUGUUUGCUUUUAACUUUCCUAAUAGCUAUUAGAGGUAUUGAUUAA